AUGAGGCCUUCUGCUGUGCGGUUGCUCAACAUACUAGUCCCUAUAAAGAGGGCGGUAGACUAUGCCGUGAAGAUUCGUGUGAAUCCCGAGCAGACAGGCAUCGACCUCAAUGUUAAACAUUCCAUGAAUCCAUUUGAUGAGAUUGCCGUAGAGGAAGCCGUUCGGAUACGGGAACGCCUAAAGGAUGCAGUGAAAUCUAUCAAGGUUGUCACCAUCGGUCCACCCAAGUCUGCAGAGACGCUCCGCACCGCACUCGCCAUGGGUGCUGAUUCUGCCGUCCAUGUCGAAAUCCCGGAAUCCGCUCCGUCCCCAGAACCUCUUGGUGUCGCGAAGACCUUGAAGGCUCUCAUCGAACGACAGAAGGAGGGUGUGGACGUAGUAAUUUUAGGCAAACAAGCUAUUGACGAUGACGCUGGACAAACUGGACAAAUGCUCGCUGGCCUCAUGGGGUGGUCACAGGCAACAUUUGCGAGCAAGGUCGAGGUGAACCCAGAGCAGAAGGUUGCGAACAUCACUCGUGAAAUAGAUGGAGGUCUCGAGGAGCUUAGGUGCAAGCUUCCUGUCAUUAUAACGACAGAUCUUCGGCAAGUUCAACUGCUUAAUGAACCCCGGUAUGCCUCAUUGCCCAAUAUCAUGAAGGCCAAGAAGAAACCUGUGGAGAAGUUGACGGCUGCGGAACUUGGAGUUGACAUCACGCCUAGACUAGAGACCAUCAAAGUCACAGAACCUCCAAAGCGUGUUGGUGGCGGCAAGGUGGCAAAUGUGGACGAGCUUCUCGCCAAACUCAAAGAGGCUGGCAUUACUGGAAAGCGUGCAUAG
Messenger RNA from Suillus plorans, 819 nucleotides. RefSeq lists its product as uncharacterized. The record is from RefSeq and is a predicted model, not a curated record. Gene Ontology annotation, molecular function: electron transfer activity. Lineage: Eukaryota; Fungi; Basidiomycota; Agaricomycetes; Boletales; Suillaceae. Gene Ontology annotation, cellular component: cytosol. Bases 1 to 819 code for a protein of 272 amino acids. The transcript is spliced from 7 exons.